Branchiostoma floridae (Florida lancelet) is the source of this 2532-nucleotide messenger RNA. RefSeq lists its product as uncharacterized. Lineage: Eukaryota; Metazoa; Chordata; Leptocardii; Amphioxiformes; Branchiostomatidae. Gene Ontology annotation, molecular function: insulin-like growth factor binding. Gene Ontology annotation, cellular component: extracellular region. The record is from RefSeq and is a predicted model, not a curated record. The transcript is spliced from 11 exons. Bases 16 to 1683 code for a protein of 555 amino acids. Gene Ontology annotation, biological process: regulation of cell growth; regulation of signal transduction.
ACCAUAAGAGUCAAGAUGGAGACCAAGUUGCUCCUUGCUGUUUGGCUGCUCCUCCACACGGCGUACUGUUUGCCGAAGGACUGCGGAGAGUGCGACCCUGACGCCUGUCCGGAGAUCGACUGUCCCUCCAACAUGACGACGAAAGAUGCCUGUUCCUGUUGCAGUGUCUGUUUGAGGGACGAGGACGAGGCUUGUGGGGGCAAGCAUUGGUCGGAAGGCCGCUGUGUGGAAGGUUACUUCUGUACGGCGGAUCCAGACAAUGACGAAGAGGAGCCUGGUCGGUGUAACUGCAGGUACCCGUACCGGGUGUGCGGGUCUGACGGGAAGGACUAUGUCACCUACUGCCAGCUCAGAUUUGCCUCCUGGCGCAGCAAGAAGAUGGGCGGGGACAAGAUCCACCGGGUGCACAAGGGAUUCUGCAAGUUCGCUCCGAUCAUCUCCAUUCCACCGACGGAUGUCCGGAACACCACUGGGGACACAGUGUACAUGAGCUGUGAAGUCAAAUCCAACCCGUCUGCGCAGAUCGUCUGGAAGUUUAAGAAAGAUGAGGAGGAUGAAGGGGUGGACCUUCCAGGCGACUAUGCCAACAUCUUCUGCAGUUUCCGCGGCGGGCCGGACACCAACAAGGUGACUGGCUGGGUGCUGAUUGAAGGCGUACAGAAGACGAAUGCUGGCAUAUACCAGUGUUUUGCUGCCAACGAAUUUGGGAAUGAUACCAGCAAGGCCUAUUUAGAGGUACUGGAAGAAGAACUGUGCAUGGACAUGAAGGUUUUGUUGGUAGUACUGGUGGCAGUGGUGGUGGUGGAGGGGAGGAAGGCUCUUGGGAGGUGUCCUCCCUGUAAGCUGGACCAGUGUCCCGACAUUCGGGGCAAGUGUGUGGGGGAUGUCAUCAAGGACCCCUGCCACUGCUGUGAGGAGUGCGCCAAGACUGAAGGGGAAACAUGUGGAGGGAAGAGAAACAAGCUGGGAACCUGUAUGGAGGGCCUGCACUGUGAGACCAAGAGAGGGAGGAAGAAGGGCGUGUGUGUCUGUAAUGUGGAAGGAAAGGUCUGUGGCACCGAUGGCGUCACCUACAGCAGCCUGUGUGAACUGGACCUCAACAAACUGGUCGGCUUCAGGGAAGGGUGGUCACUGGAGAGGCGCCAUGAUGGCCCGUGUUACUCAGCUCCAGAGAUCGUGACCCCGCCCCAGCACCUGGUGAACACCUCAGGUGCGCAGGUUUACCUCAUGUGUGAGGUGACAGGUGUCCCAUCUCCCAGGAUGCAUUGGCGCAAGAUGGAAAAAGGGCCUGAUGGGAUGGUCAAGGUCACAGAAAUCCCUGGAGACAAGCAAAACCUAGCCAUCCAAGUUCGAGGGGGCCCUGAGAAGCACCAGGUCACCAGCUGGGUACUGAUCUACCCAGUGUCUGAAGAGGAUGCUGGGGAGUACGAGUGUUAUGCUGAGAACUCAGAGGGCUGGGUGACAGCACGCGGCAGCCUUACUGUCAAACAUGGAGAAGUCAUACAAGAUGCUGACUUUGAUGAUGAUGAUAUGUAUGAUGAUGAUGAUGAGGAAGACUAUGAAGAUGAAGAUAGUCAGGAGGAAGAGGAAGAAGAAGAGGAAGAGGAGGAGGAAGAGGAUGAUGAGGAAGACAUUCCAGAGGAAGAACUGGAUCGUAUGGAGGAAAGAGAGGAUGAUGCAUAGGCUACAGAUAGAGUAUGCACAUUUCAUUCAAAUAAGCGUGGGAAAUGCAGUCAUUCAUGUAGAAAGUAUUGAACUGAUGUGAAACAGAUGUUUAUUGCGACACAAUGAUGACAAUCUCUUACCAAUCUUGCUUUGGUAAGAAACAAUAUACAAGAAGCUUCAUCUUUGUUAGAAUGAUGUUCUGCAUGGUGAUUUUACAAUGACAAUGAUGUUCUAAGUGUUAAGUAUUCUCCAAAGUGUGCUUAAGCAUGUCCUUUAUUUGCUGUAUAGUAUGUCAGCUUUUUCAAUUGACUAGAUUGUAUAUCUGUUGAGAGAUAAAUACAAUACAGAAUAUCGUAUUUACCAUUUAGGGAAUACGCAUUUAGUAUGAUUAGUCAAUAUAUUCUAGGGUGAUAUACAGUAUGCAACAUACACCAAAAUGCUGCAUAUUAAUGUGAGGAAGUUUUUUUUAUAUUACCACGAUCUAGAAUGUUACUGGAGUAUCUCUUUUCCUAUAUGUUUGGUGCUGUCAGACUGAGCUUUGAAAGCACAUCUACAAAAUAUACAUGUUUAAUUCACCUUGGCAGGCAAAUAGAAGGUUUAUAUCCAGCAAUCUCUAUGGACUUUUUUGUCUCCACUGUUUACUUUAAGAAUUUUUGUUCUUUGGAGCCUCUGCUGUAUUUGUCUGAUAUGGGAUGGAUAAAGAAAGUUAGGCUGUAACUUGUUCAUCUGUUGCGCAGUAUUUAUAUGGAUUGUGCCACAUUAGUUAUUCAUCAGAGUUGUCAGUAAAUUGAUACCACAGUAGUAUUUUUUCACUGACACCACAUAGUCUUUUGUUUAUUACUGUACCAAUAAACAAUAACCAAUGGA